This is a messenger RNA of Drosophila erecta, 576 nucleotides long. RefSeq names its product chorion protein S16 (gene Cp16). Gene Ontology annotation, biological process: multicellular organism development. Lineage: Eukaryota; Metazoa; Arthropoda; Insecta; Diptera; Drosophilidae. The transcript has 2 exons. Gene Ontology annotation, cellular component: egg chorion. The coding region runs from base 97 to 519 and encodes 140 amino acids. The record is from RefSeq and is a predicted model, not a curated record.
GCAGCUCAAAUGGUGUUGCUAUAAAAGCAAUUUGGACACACGCUCUGGUUAAUUAGUUUUCGAAACAGUCCGUUCCUCGCACCACCACCAAAAAAAAUGUCCGCCACCCUUCGCCUUCUCUGCCUGAUGGCCUGCUGCGUCGCCCUGGCCGUGGCCAAUCGUCCGCACUACGGCGGAUCCGGAUCCGGAUACGGCGCCAGCUACGGCGAUGUGGUCAAGGCCGCCGAGACCGCCGAGGCGCAGGCUUCCGCCCUGACCAACGCCGCCGGAGCAGCUGCCUCCGCCGCCAAGCUGGACGGUGCUGACUGGUAUGCCCUCAACCGUUACGGAUGGGAGCAGGGUCGUCCUCUUCUGGCCAAGCCCUACGGUCCUCUGGACAAGCUCUACGCUGCUGCCCUGCCACCACGCUCCUUCGUGGCUGAGAUCGAUCCAGUCUUCAAGAAGAGCCAUUACGGCGGAUCUUAUGGCGAGAAGGCGAUUCUGGAUACCCAAUCCAAACUGGGUGUUGUGGCCAUCUAAGAGCUUGGACUGUGUAGCUCCCAAAGUGUUAAUAAAUAGUGAUAGCUUAAAGCAAUA